Messenger RNA from Raphanus sativus (radish), 1490 nucleotides. Its product is annotated as exonuclease V, chloroplastic. The transcript is spliced from 7 exons. Gene Ontology annotation, molecular function: single-stranded DNA 5'-3' DNA exonuclease activity. The coding region runs from base 60 to 1280 and encodes 406 amino acids. The record is from RefSeq and is a predicted model, not a curated record. Gene Ontology annotation, cellular component: nucleus. Gene Ontology annotation, biological process: interstrand cross-link repair. NCBI's taxonomy places the organism in Eukaryota, Viridiplantae, Streptophyta, Magnoliopsida, Brassicales, Brassicaceae.
AACUAUUGGAGUUUUUAUAUUUUUUUCAAAAGGACAACACCGCACGUUCCUUCUUUUAAAUGAUGGCCGAGUCACACUCCGAGUCAACCUCCGAGUCGCUCACCACCACAUCCUCCACAUCUCCCGAUCAAUCCGCAACCAUCACUAUUUCAACCCCAAGAAGAUCUCACCACCAUGUCCCCGAGAUCCCAAUCGAGAUCAUCAGCGAAGAAGAAAUGGCUAUCCUCGACGCAGCGUUUGCCGCCACCCGCUCCUUCCUCCCUUCCGCGAUCCGCUCUUCCCCGUCACGGAUCCGUUCAAUAACCAUGCUCUCCAAAAGGAAACUCUCCGCUUGCUCCUCGGAUAUCGAAGACUCUCUCCUGCAUCGGUUUAGAAAGAACCAAGCUCUGGGUGUCACAGAUCUCACCGGCACUGAAUGGUGUGAGAAACAAAUGGAGAAUGUUCUUUGUCUUGGGAGGAGAAAAGUUAGCAAAGCUAUGAAACUUGGCCAGGCUCGUCACUUGGAGCUUGAAGAAGAGGUAGUUAAAAGGGUGCGAGUAAAAGUUGAAUCAAAUGAAGAUAAGUGGGCCUUGAAGCUACUCAGUUCCAUUGCUGCCGUUAAUCAGUUCUUGUUUGAAGGACGAACUCGUGAAUUGCUACUCGUAGGAUUUGUUGGAGGUCAGUGGAUUGUGGGAGUUAUAGAUGAGGUUAGAAAGGCAUCUACUGAAGACUCUUCUGAUACUGGACCCUUAUUGUCUGAUACCAAGACUCGAGUCCGUGACACACUCCCAGCUGAGCCACAAAGAAGGAACGGAAGGCUACAGGUAAUGCUUUACAAGCUUCUUUGGGACACUGUUGUCAAAGAAGAGUUCCCCUCGACACGUUUUUUCAACUACUUCGCUUUAAACCGUCACGAGGUCUUGUCGCAAGAUGUCAGAGAUAAUAUUGCCGAUGCAGGAAUCCCAGCACAGACUCUUGAAGAGAUAGUUAGGUACUAUGAGAGUACUUUUAAGAUGCUUCCAGUUGCAAAUGAUCAAUUACUACUACGGUACGAGUUUCAGAAAGACCGAUCUAUAAUAGCUGAGAUUAGAUUCACUCAUGAUCCUGAGUGGGUGAUGAGCAAAUACAAAGAAGUCAUUGAGUUUUGGAGAAGUGAAAGAGAAGCUGAGUACACUCCUGAAGAAGAACGUUGGAAAUGUCGGUACUGCCAGUUUGCUAAAUCUUGCCCUGGAAAUCCAAGUCUUGAAUCACCACCUGCUACGAGCUCACCACCAAGAGAGCCUCGUUCUUUAGCAAGCUAACAUGUGUUUCAUCAAACGCUUCUAUGUUGCUUGCUAACAUGUGUUUGUUUAGUGGUUAAACCGUGAUUCGAUUAGGAUUGAUUCUGCAUACCGAGAUUGAUAAUAUGUUGUACACACAACUCGUAUGUACCAUUGUUGCCAGUUUAACCAUAGUACCAUUUAAAACCUAUAUUAAUUACAAGUAUUUAAUAAAGUUAGUCAAUUCUUUUA